GCGUAUUUCGAAAUCAACUCUCAAAAAAGUUAUUGUGUAAUCAUGAGGGCGAAGAAUGUACGGUUAGUUGUAAUAGUAUGGGUGAUGGGGUGGAGUUCAUGCACAGGGAGGUUCGUUGUGGAGAAGAACAACCUCCGAGUAACUUCACCAGAGUCCAUCAGAGGAGUAUACGAAUGCGCCCUAGGAAAUUUUGGCGUCCCUCAAUACGGGGGAAGCAUGUCCGGUGCAGUGGUUUAUCCUAAAGCUAACCAGAAAGGUUGCAAGAACUUUGACGAUUUUGAGAUCUCUUUCAGAUCCAGAGUCGCUGGAUUGCCCACAUUCGUUCUCGUCGAUCGAGGAGAUUGUUACUUCACUUUAAAGGCGUGGAACGCGCAACGAGCUGGUGCCGCGACCAUCUUGGUGGCGGAUAAUAGGCCCGAGCAACUCAUUACCAUGGACGCACCAGAGGAUGAGACGUCAGAUGCAGAUUACCUACAAAAUAUCACAAUUCCUUCAGCAUUGGUGAGCAGAUCUUUAGGGAGUGCCAUCAAAACGGCCAUAGCUCAUGGAGAGCCGGUUCAUAUAAGUUUAGACUGGCGGGAGGCUCUUCCACACCCAAACGAUCGAGUAGCUUACGAGCUAUGGACUAAUAGCAAUGAUGAAUGCGGAUCCAAAUGUGAUGCACAGAUCCAGUUUCUUAAGAGAUUCAAAGGAGCUGCUCAGAUUCUUGAGAAAGGAGGCUACACUCGCUUCACUCCCCACUACAUUACAUGGUUUUGUCCUGAAGCGUUUCUGGCAAGUAGACAAUGUAAAUCACAAUGCAUCAAUGGCGGAAGAUAUUGUGCUCCCGACCCGGAGCAAGAUUUCUCUAGAGGAUACAAUGGGAAAGACGUAAUUAUUCAAAAUUUACGCCAAGCUUGCUUCUUUAGAGUGACCAAUGAAAGUGGAAAGCCUUGGCUUUGGUGGGAUUAUGUCACCGACUUCGCCAUUCGUUGUCCCAUGAAAGAGGAGAAAUACAACAAGAAAUGUGCUGAUCAAGUCAUUCAAUCUCUUGGAGUUGAUGUGAAGAAAAUUGACAAAUGCAUCGGAGACAUUGAAGCAAAUGCCGAAAAUCCCGUUCUUAAAGAAGAACAAGAUGCACAAGUUGGAAAAGGUCCGCGAGGAGAUGUGACGAUACUACCAACUAUUGUGAUAAAUAAUAGACAAUAUAGAGGGAAGUUGCAGAGAUCGGCCGUGCUUAAGGCUCUUUGCUCAGGGUUUCGUGAGACGACUGAGCCACCAAUUUGUUUAACCGAAGACAUAGAAACCAAUGAGUGUUUACAAAACAAUGGAGGGUGUUGGGAGGAUAAGACAACCAACAUUACAGCUUGCAGGGACACUUUCAGAGGAAGAGUAUGUCAAUGUCCUAUCGUUCAAGGUGUCAAGUUUCUAGGUGACGGUUAUACACAUUGUGAAGCUUCGGGUGCAUUACGUUGUGGUAUAAACAAUGGAGGAUGUUGGAAACAAACUCAAAUGGGAAAAACAUAUUCCGCUUGCCGUGAUGAUCAUUCGAAAGGCUGCAAAUGUCCUCCCGGAUUCAAAGGAGAUGGACUCAAAGACUGUCAAGAUGUGAAUGAGUGUGAGGAGAAAACCGCGUGUCAAUGCCGCGAUUGCAAAUGCAAGAACACAUGGGGAAGCUAUGAAUGUAGUUGCAGUGGAAACUUACUUUACAUCAGAGAACACGACAUUUGCAUAAAAGGAGUUCUGGAAGUAGCCAUGGAUGUGGUAGGUGAAAGCUCUUCGACUCAAAAUGAGGUAGGAGAGAAGCCUGUGAUUGUUAGAGUUAAGCGAAAAGUUGGACAGUCUCUGCUCGAUGCUUUCUGGUUGGAGAUAAAUGAAAGACCACUCAAACGACCGACUCUGGAUUUAUCUAAGCUAUCUAUUUCAGAUUCAGGUCCUUCUGUGGCAGAGGAGGCGAAACCGAAGAAGGUGCUAGUGCGGCAUUUGGAGACAGUCACGGACUCUGAAACCACCGCUGACAUUAUCCACUCUCUCUUUGAGUCUGAUCUUAAUGAGAAAAGUUGCAGCAAAGGAAAGUCUGAGGAGCGGAAAUUUGCUUUCAAGAAAGACAAUAGAAAGGAACAGCGCCUGACCAAAUCUGUACAACAGCAACAGAUUGCUGCAAAGAAUGCUAGGUUUGAGCAAAUAUGGCGGAGUAGAAAGGGAAACAAGGAAGGCAUCCAUGAUAGGUGUCAUUUCUUUGACGUUAUUCGUGUUGAUGCUGAAGAAAGACAAGACAAUGAACAAGAGUUUACAUCCUUGGAGGACCAGAAAAUGCUCGCUAGUUUCUUGCCUCUCCUUAGAGAAUGUAUUCCAACAGCAGCUGAAGAGAUUGAAGCUGAUAUACAAUCUAGUCACAAUGAAGAAUACGUUUAUGAUUAUUAUGCUGUGAACGAAGAGAUGGAUAUCAGCGAAGAUAGUACCAAGAAUCAGUUUCCUCUUGUCAUAGUAGAGGAUGAAGAAGAAUUCUGUGAUGGAUCUGAUGAAUCAGACUUUGACUCUGAAGAUUCAAACGCUGAAGAUCAUCCAAAGACCGAUUACCCAGAAGAGAUCUCUGAAGACGAGGAGGAAGAAGAAGAAGAAGAAGAUGAUGAUGAUGAAACAGAAAAAGAAAAGAGUGAAGCCUCUGAUGAAUCAGACGACGAGGAGACUUCACAAAGACAUGUGAGAAGGGUCCUUGGAGAUGACGAGUUUGAUGAUUACGAAGAGGAUGCGAAUGAUUAUAGGGAGAGCGACGACGAGGAGUUUGAGUCUACUAAAUGGUCUUACCGGUGAAUUUUGUGUAGCAAAUGAAGAUUAUGUUUGAGAGACACUGAAGACCGUUAGUGUAAAGUCUGUGAAUCAAAAUUACCGAUAAAC
Molecule: messenger RNA, 2877 nt
Organism: Arabidopsis arenosa
Lineage: Eukaryota; Viridiplantae; Streptophyta; Magnoliopsida; Brassicales; Brassicaceae
Source: the annotation of a GenBank genome assembly